Chiroxiphia lanceolata (lance-tailed manakin) is the source of this 5145-nucleotide messenger RNA. RefSeq names its product ectonucleoside triphosphate diphosphohydrolase 5 (inactive) (gene ENTPD5). The coding region runs from base 378 to 1664 and encodes 428 amino acids. Gene Ontology annotation, cellular component: membrane. The record is from RefSeq and is a predicted model, not a curated record. Gene Ontology annotation, biological process: nucleoside diphosphate catabolic process. Gene Ontology annotation, molecular function: UDP phosphatase activity; GDP phosphatase activity. Lineage: Eukaryota; Metazoa; Chordata; Aves; Passeriformes; Pipridae. The transcript has 15 exons.
GAGCGGGCGGGAGGACACCGCGUCCUGGGCGAGUGACAGCGUGGGGCGGCCGGUGAGGAGGAAAGAAGCGUUUCUGCGGGUGUCCUGCCGAGCGUCACCGGUGCCUCUCCGGGAAGAGCCUCCGGGUCCCGGUGCGCGCUCCCCGCCGCCGGCGGGGCGCAGGGAGAGCCGCGGAGAGUUUUGUCCGGGGAGAGGAAAGGAAGCUGGAAGUGAAGGUGAAGAAGUGCAGGCGCGGUGUCUCUUGUUGUGGUGCCCCAAAGUGGUUUUCCUUAGGAAUCUCUGGAGUGGAAUAGCCAUUGCUUCCAUCCUGCCUCAGGACCUGCUGCAGCUCUGUGAUUGCUGAUACAUGCUUGGCUGCUUUAAGGAGUCCUGGCAAGAUGGCAUCUUCCAGACUUACCAUCCUUAUAGCAUUGGCAUUUUCCUCUUCGUCCUUUGUUCUUUCACAUUCAAACAGGGCGAUGUGGUUUCAGGAUUUUUUUCCACCUAAUGUCUGCCCUAUAAAUGUCGAAGCAAACACUUUUUAUGGCAUCAUGUUUGAUGCAGGAAGCACUGGAACACGUAUUCAUAUUUACACCUUUGUGCAGAAGAGCCCAGAAAACCUUCCAGAGCUGGAAGGGGAAAUCUUUGAGUCUGUGAAGCCAGGUCUGUCUGCAUAUGCUGAUCAGCCUGAAAAGGGUGCUGAAACUGUCAAAAAGUUGCUGGACAUGGCCAUAGAAGCUGUGCCACCUCAUCUCUGGAAGAAGACCCCAGUAGUGUUAAAAGCUACAGCUGGACUUCGCUUGUUGUCAGAGGAAAAAGCUCAGGCUCUGCUUUUAGAGGUGAAAGAAGUCUUUGAAGAAUCACCAUUUCUUGUUCCGGAGGACAGUGUUGGCAUUAUGGAUGGGUCUCAUGAAGGAAUUUUAGCCUGGAUCACUGUGAACUUUUUGACAGGGCAGCUGUCUGGCCAGAACCGGCAAACUGUUGGGACUUUGGACUUGGGAGGAGCCUCAACCCAAAUCACAUUCCUACCACGUUUUGAGGAAACUUUGAAGGAAACCCCUGGGGAUUUUCUUACCUCAUUUGAAAUGUUUAAUAGCACCUACAAGCUCUAUACCCACAGCUAUUUGGGGUUUGGACUCAAAGCUGCCAGAUUGGCAAUACUUGGAGCUUUGAAUAUGGAAGUUGUGGAUGGACAAAUGUUCCGCAGUUCUUGUUUGCCAAAGCAGCUGGAGGCAGAGUGGCACUUUGGAGGAGUGAAAUACCGGUAUGGUGGCAACAAGGAAGGAGAAACAGGAUUCAAGCCUUGUUAUUUGGAAGUACUCAAGUUUGUCAAGGGGAAACUUCACCAACCAGAUGAGAUUCGUGGAAGUUCCUUCUAUGCUUUCUCCUAUUACUAUGAUCGAGCGGCUGACACCAACCUAAUCGAUUAUGAACAGGGAGGUGUUUUGGAAGUGAGAGAUUAUGAAAGAAAAGCCAAAGAAGUCUGUGAUAACAUGGAGAGGUACAAGUCAGCCAGUCCUUUCCUCUGCAUGGAUCUCACUUACAUCACUGCUUUGUUAAAGGAAGGUUUUGGAUUUAGGGACGACACACUCUUACAGUUAACAAAGAAAGUGAACAACAUAGAGACAAGCUGGACUUUGGGUGCUACCUUUUACCUGCUGCAGUCUCUGGGGAUGACCUAUUGACCUGUGAUAGUCCUGUGGACUUCAGCAUUUCUGAAAGGCUGAGAAAGCAAAUUCAGAUCUCCUGGUAUGUUGUUCAGCUGGAACUGGUCAAAGAGCAGAACAUGGACCAAAGAUAUAAGACAGAUCUUUAUCCUGGAUUGGCAUUGUGCCUAAUGAGAGUUGACACAGCAUGAUUUAUAAUUAUGAUUGCAAUAAAUGAUCCAGAAUCUGCCUUCUGAAAGUCAAAAGACCUAAACGCUAACAGAGAAUACGUGAGGGGCUCAAAACCAGCAUUCACCAGCAUGUUUGUUAGAAGCACAGAGUACCUGGAUGUGGUGGCACAUUACGGACAUGUGACUUCCCUUACCCCCUUCUUUUUUAAAAAUACAUAACUUAAGUUUGCUUUUGAGAUGUUAAAUACAGAAAUUAAAAAUACCAUCAACAGUCAUUCAAAGAGAAGUGAACAACUCUGGAUGCUGCCAACCUCAGUGUUCCACUAUUAGCUUAGCUAAUAAAUGGUAAGAAGACUCCAGUCUUUUAAGAAGGGCCUGCUAUAAGCACACUUUGGGCAUGGUUUUGGGAGAGGUGUUAGCUAAAACAUAGUAACUUACCAAGCAUUUGUUUAAGCAGAACGUGUGCCUGACCGUGCUCCUUUUUGCUGCCCUUUACAAGUCUGUGCAGUUAUACCGUACAUCUGACUACCAGACUUGGUAAAUUGAUGUAAUCAUAACACAUAGUUGAGCUGGCACAACGAGGCAGCAGUGCCAGCUAUUUAAACUCCACUGCCAGAAGAAAUGCUUGUCACAUUACACCCACAAGGAAAUUGGAGCCAGAUGAAAUGGCUGAUCUGACAGCUCAGUUUGCUGUGAGAAGCAGUUCUGUUUCUCUGCUCUCAGCAAGACACUCCCACAGCCUUCUUUCCUCUGCUGUUGAUGCUCUUCAGGUUCUUUGGUGAACUAAUUCAUGGCACCAAACUUGAGGUAACUCAGCUCACCCAAGAGUCAAGUCCAGUGCUAGCACGAGGGAAGUGGGCAUUGCACAGUGCGGGGACACCUGCUGGGCCAGUGAGCUGUCAGAACACCACAGUCCAUUUUGUCAGCGAAGGUGUGGUUUCCCAUCUGAAACUUUGGGUGUCUGGCUCCCUACAUUAUCCUCUGAAUACAGAGCUGCAGGAUACAAGUUCUUUAUACAGUUGUUAAAUUAUGAAAAUAAAGAGAGCAAAAUUAGCAUCAGAAACAGGGAAAACAAGAACAGAAGUAACUUUGCUUUCUUAUCCUUUAUUUAUCCCUUAUCUAUUUCAAAUUGUUUUAAACUUAAUUUCUCUUUUAUUUAAGAUAGUGGAGUUGAACCCAUAAAAUGGUGUAUGCUCUGGAUUUUUAAUAUAUACUGCAGGUCCAUCAGAACAGUGCAUCCAGUAAAGGGGUUACAGCUGUUUAGGAAGCUCAAGACUUCUGUCAGGAUAGCAUGAAGCUAUUUGAGUAAUAAUUUAAAGUGAACCUUGCCAUCUCUCUCACACCAAACCCAUAGAUGCAAUGGUAGGUUAAUAUUUUAAAUCAUCUUGUCAGAAAGGCUAGAAAGUGGGGCUGUAGGAGCCUAGUUUUCUUGUUUUAAUUGGCUGUAAGGAUGAUCAAGAUUGCUCCAGUACCUCAAGGCUUUACCUUGCAUUGCCCCAAGUAGAAACCGCUGUAGAGACUUUGGAAGUUUGCUCAUCAAAAAUUAGUAUCUUCUCCUCCCCAUGGACUGUGUAAUGCACAGAUGAAUUUACCCCAGCAUAAGAAAGAGAUACUACUCACAUGACUAAGAGAACCUUUUAUCCACUGAUUUCUUGUGAUGAGCACUUUUCUGUUGGGCAUUUGCUGUUACCUGUUUGCAAUAAAAUACAUUUCCCGCUUCUGUCAAACCAAAGACUGCCCUUGCACCCCCUUCUCUGCAAACUGGAUUCCCAGCAAGGGGAGGAAGUAGUGCACUCAUGUCUUCAAUGGUCUUGCCAAGCUGUUUGGAGACAGAAAUUUGCCUUACUGUGAAGAUUAGCCUUUUUCCUCUAGUUAGCAGUGCAAGUUUGCCUGUGGCUGAUUAAGCUACCCCUUCUCAUAACUCAGGUUUUAUGGCAUGAGGGUGCAAGGCAUGCUUUUGAUUGAACAAGUUCAGUCAGCAACAAGAAACCAAGGGCUGGGGAUGGAGCCACUCAUCCCAUCACUGACACCUUGCUAUAAAUUCAGGCUGGUUUUUUGAAAUAGAAAAUGGUCGUGCUACAUGUGUACUCCUUACCAGAAUCUGUUUGAGACCCAUGUUGUGAAAUUCCUCAGUGUCACAACAAACUUCUGUUCCCUCCUCACUAGGAGCUGCUGUUUGAACAUGAAGAAAGUAGUUGUGGCCUCUUCUCAACUAUAAACAUUUCUUAUUUUUCCAUGUGUUUGGCAAAACUUAGUAUAUGGUCUGGUCUGCACAACAAGGUGACUGCAUAUGCAUUCAUUUUGUCUUCAGUCAACAUUUUUGUAUCUUGGAGAAUACAAAGUAGGAUGCAGUGGUUACUGGCCAGGUUGUGUUACCCUGAGGACUAGCUAAUUUAAUGAUCCAAAAGUCACCUUUCACUCUGAGCCAGUGCUAUGACAAACUUACUAUAUCUCAGGGCUAAGAGCUGAAACAGCGAGGCUGUGUUUCAAACAGGGUGGGAAGGUGGGUUGUAUAUAAGGAAGAAGCAGCAUUGCAUCUGCCACCUGAACAGACACUAGCACACAGACAGAAGGAGUACUUGAGGGUUUGGUUUUGUCUGAAGGGAGGAUAAACUAGAAGAGUACCAUGCAGAGGAAGUUUCUUUUCUGCAUUCUUUGCCUCAGACUCUGGUACUACAAAUGUUAGGGGGUAGCACCUGCUGCCCAGUACCAAAGUUGAAUUAAAUCUGAAUCCUCAGGGCCUUUCUUUUAUCAGUGACAGAAUGCAUUAGCUGAAGCAAAACUGCUGCUCUCUAUCAGGGGCCUGAUCCUUCAGUCAUGAGAGAAACAAAACCUUUGUUUAUGUUUGCAAGAAAUUGCAGAAUUGAGCGCCUGCUGUUUUCAUCUGAACUACACAGGUGGGUGGGGGGAUUUAGAGAAGCCAAAGUCCUCACAUUUACCCUAGUGCAGUGAGAUUAUUUAUUAGCUAAACUAAAGACUAAACAGCCUUUUAAGAGAAGAGCUCUACUUGCAGCCCUGAUUUUUAUCUCUUCCUUUCUAGUGUCUUUUAGUCAGCCACUAACAGGAACUGCUAGUGGAGUUCCUGCAGUGGAACUCCAACAGGAGUGACUGCAAAAGCACAAAUAAUGGUUUUCAGUUCAAAACUUAUGUUUCAUUCUUUCUGAUGUUAAUUCCUGAUACUGGUCAACCAUAUGUGUAAAUCUUGGUCAUGGGCAGUGCUUACUUAAUUUUGUGAGUGGCAAAUGUCUAAUGCAAGAAGCUUGUGUUUGGAACCUAAGAAAGAAUAUCCUGAAAUGUCUAUUUUAGUAAUUAAAGCAUUUUUAACAAUA